Biomphalaria glabrata is the source of this 1877-nucleotide messenger RNA. RefSeq names its product ELAV-like protein 2. Gene Ontology annotation, molecular function: RNA binding. The record is from RefSeq and is a predicted model, not a curated record. Gene Ontology annotation, cellular component: ribonucleoprotein complex. The transcript is spliced from 6 exons. Lineage: Eukaryota; Metazoa; Mollusca; Gastropoda; Planorbidae. The coding region runs from base 285 to 1253 and encodes 322 amino acids.
AAAAAAAACAACAUUUAGUUCUUUUUUCGUUAACAAUCUGGCUAGAUAAGUCAAAUUCUUUUCCCCAUAGUUCCGUAGGGUCUAGAUUAGUUCUAGUACAGAUUAAAUCAGAAUUUUUUUCUUUCGGAUUUUAGAGAAGGAGGCUUUAAAAUUUUUUUUUGUUUAUUUUUUUUUUCCUCCUUGUCCCUCACCCAAAAACCCAACCCACCUGUGACGAUGGAUGUAAUGAUUGUCAGCAUACUUAGACCAUUUAGAUUUUCAAGACAUCUUAGAGUAUUAACACAAUGGAAGACCAGAAUGAUGGCAAUUACUUUCUUGAUGAUUCCAGCAGUACUAACUUGAUUAUCAAUUAUUUGCCCCAAACCUUAUCGGAUGAUGAAUUCAGAUCAAUGUUUCUUAGUGUGGGUCCAAUCAAAAGUUCCAAAAUAGUAAGAGACAAAGCCACUGGGUACAGCUAUGGUUUUGGCUUUGUGGACUUUCAACAUGCUGCUGAUGCACAGAGAGCAAUUGAAACCCUUUCAGGUCUACAACUUCAAAACAAAAGAAUUAAGGUAGCAUUAGCUAGACCAGGAGGUGACCAGAUAAAAGGAGCAAAUCUUUAUAUUCGAAACUUGCCAGUGCACUGGAAGGAAACAGAAUUAAACAAAAUAUUUGAACCUUUUGGAAAGAUAAUUCAGUCUAGGGUAUUGGUUGAUCUUGCUACUGGAGUCAGUAAACGUGUAGGUUUUGUUCUUUACGAUACAAGAGAUGAAGCUGAUGCUGCUAUCAAAUGCUUGAGUGGCAAAACACCUGAAGGUUGUACAGAGCCAAUAAUGAUUAAAUUUGCAGAUGAUAACACCAAGAAAAUUAAACAAGGUGCUGUUCAGUAUGUUCCCAUCCCAAAUUUUGCUGCACCUGGACCUAUGAGGAAUCAAAUGAAUCGUUUUCAACGAUUUAACCCAAUGGCUGGAAGUUUCAAUGGGUCACCAGGUGUUCCACAAGCCCAACAAGGAGGUUACACUCUGUUUGUGUAUAACAUUGGCUUCCAAGCAACAGACCGAACACUGUGGCAGUUGUUUUCUCCCUUUGGUACUGUUCAAAAAGUCAACAUUAUGCUGGACCAUGAAAAAAAUCAGUGUAAAGGUUAUGGGUUUGUCACAAUGACAAAUUACCAAGAGGCUCAAAAUGCAAUCAACUGUCUGAAUGGAUAUUUUUUUCAAGGGAGAGUUUUACAGGUUAGCUUUAAAGGACAAAAUCAGAGUGGCCCAAGCUAAAAAGUCAUGGAUGAAGUUUUGUUUUGAACAUUCAGAGGCAUUUACUUUCAUUUCACUGAGAAUAGAUUUCCCACCCAUCCUUUUUGUUUUCCAUGCUAAACAUAACAUUAAACAUAAUUUAUAGCAAAGUUUAUCCAUUUGUAGACAUUGAAUAGGUAAUUACAAAUACUCCACUUAGCUAUGGUGUAAAUACUUUUUUUUUUAAACACUGCCUUUUUUUAAAAAAAAAAAAGAAAUGUUUUGAGCUUUAGAAAUCUAACACUGUAGAAGUCUGUUCAACACUAUCUACCAAUUCCAGUAUUUACAGGAAUUUUUUUAUUUUUAUUACUCCCUAUUUUUUUUAAACUAUUUGUUUGAUGUUUAUAGUUUCAAUAUUUGCUGGAUUAUCAUUUCCUAUUUAAUUUUUUUUUUACUUAUUUCAAAAUGUAUCCUUUUGUUUUUUUUUUUUUCUUUAUUGUUCUACUGAUUGUCACUAGAGUUUAGGACCAAAUGAACUUGUAGUCCAAUCAGAAAAGCUGGGAGAAAUAAGAUUUAAUGAUCAGUUUUUGUUUGUUUGAACAUGUGUUCACCUAACCUGUACAUAGACAUUGCUUAUUUCAAUAAACAAAAAAUAACUCAUAAUUA